This is a messenger RNA of Lolium perenne, 1228 nucleotides long. NCBI's taxonomy places the organism in Eukaryota, Viridiplantae, Streptophyta, Magnoliopsida, Poales, Poaceae. The record is from RefSeq and is a predicted model, not a curated record.
CGUCAUUUUGGCGCGAUACCCGAGGAACCAACCAAAGCCGUUCGCCAUUUACUCCGCUGUGGACUUCGGUCGUCAGUCCCACUCCCCUGCCAAAUCUCUCACCAAUGUCUCCUCCAAUCCCGUCCGAUUCGGGAGUUCCGGCCACCACGGAGAUGGAGGACGCGGCGGCUGGAGGCGGCGACGGCGCAGUGACCAUGCCGCCGCCGGCGCCCACCUGCCCCGUUUGUAUGGAGCCUUGGACCUGCAACGGCGACCACCGCAUCUGUUGCAUUCCUUGCGGACAUGUGUAUGGCAGGUCGUGCCUAGUGAAAUGGCUGGAUCGUUGCGGCGAUGACACUGCGAAGUGCCCUCAGUGCGGUGAACAAUUUGAAGACAAGCUUAUUAUAAACCUCUACGCACCAGGAAAUCUGUGGGACGGUUGCUGCCGCUUAGAGGAAUUAAAAGCCCAUUACAAGUCUAAGAUUCAUGAGAUGAAUAGACAUUGGGAAACUGCGAUGGCUGAGUACAUGGAAAAAUCUCUAUCCGAUACUAAGAAGUUGAGGGCAGAUUUGGUCAGACAAUGUACAGAACUGAAGGAACAAACUUCUAAGGAGAUUGCAGAAUUUCAUGACAAGACAAGGGUAGAAAUAGAGUCUUUGCAUGGUCAGGUGUUGCAAAUGGUAGAUCAGAUAGUGAGAAUGUGGAACGAACAAAACACAACGGCUAACGCUAAUUUGGCGACAAUGAAGGAGCAGAUGAAGAAGAUGGCUGAAGAAGAGAAUGCAACGGCAACGGAACUGAUAGAUUUCGUUGAGCGGAGUUCCCCUCGACUGUCACUGUUUUCCAACCCGCAUGCUCCUGCAUCUGCCUUUGCUCCUGGUCCCCUGGAUUCUCAGAACAACACAGGGUGGCGCAGGAGUCACUCUGAUCAACUGCCACCAAUUCCAGUACUGGCUUGUCCUACUGAUGCUGCGAAGGGGCCACACGGAGGGACCUGAUAUGCAUACUGAUAGAAUCCGUGGAGCAGACAUGGCCAUCCACUCUGAUCCAAUUCCUGAACUUGCCGAUGCUGAUGGAUGGUUAUAGCUCUUUAUCUUCUCCUGCGUAUUGUACUCUAGAUCUAAUUGUUGCUGCUGGCUUGUUCAUCUCUUCUCAUUGUCAACAUCACUAAUCAUGUGGAACUCAAUGCAGUAGGUUCACUACUUAUAAUGAAUAUGCGUCUCACCCUAUCAAACCUAUAUUUUACCGA